Messenger RNA from Hevea brasiliensis (rubber tree), 964 nucleotides. Its product is annotated as putative disease resistance protein At4g11170. Lineage: Eukaryota; Viridiplantae; Streptophyta; Magnoliopsida; Malpighiales; Euphorbiaceae. The record is from RefSeq and is a predicted model, not a curated record. The transcript has 2 exons. Gene Ontology annotation, biological process: defense response; signal transduction. Bases 147 to 932 code for a protein of 261 amino acids.
CCAGUUAUCUUCAUUUUCUUUCUUUGUUUAAUUUACAUCAUUUCUACUCUGUCUCAUAAUAGUUUACCGAAUUAUUAAUCUAUAGUGUUUUUGCUCUCUUUACCAGCUUCAAAUUCAGUUGCACGACCCUUCUUUUAUCACUUAUCAUGGCUUCUACUUCUUCAACCCGUCCCAGCUAUGAUGUUUUUAUUAGCUAUAGAGGCAAAUAUAUUCGAGAUGGUUUUGUCUCCCAUCUCUUUAAUGCUUUCCAGCAAAAACAAAUCAAUGCCUUCUUGGAUGAAAACCAUUGUAAAGGAGAAGAUAUCUCACCAGCUCUCUUGGCAACAAUUGAAGAAUCAUAUGUCUCAGUAGUGAUUUUCUCUCAAAAUUAUGUCGAUUCUUCAUGGUGCUUGGAUGAGCUUGUGAAGAUACUUGGAUGCAGGAAAACAUUAGGACAAAUAAUCCAACCAGUUUUUUACCAUGUAGAUCCAACUGAUGUUCAAGAGCUGACUGGGAAUUUUGGGGAGGCAUUUACUAUUGCUAAGCAUGGAGAAGAACUCAAAGGCUGUUUAGACGGGGUGGAACAAUGGUGCCAUGCUUUGAUGGAAAUAAGCAUUAUAACAGAAUGGGAUUCACGGAAUUUCAAGUCUGAAUCCAAACUAGUUGUGAAAAUAGUUAAUGAUGUUUGGGAGAAAUUAAGUUGCUUCUCUUCAAGUGAUUCUCCCAUUGACAACUUAGUUGGACUUGAGUCACCUGUAAUGAAAGCGGAAUCCUUAUUAAGUAUUGAAUCAACGGAUAAUAAAAGAGUCAUAGAAAUUUGGGGUAUGGUAGGUAUUGGCAGAACAACUAUUGCUAAUGAACUUCAUUCCCUUUACCAGAACACGAAGACGAAGAUAGAAUUGAAAAUUUUCUUGACUUUAGUAAUUGCAUCAAUUUUGAUAAGGAGAAAGUAAUGGAGGAUGUAUUGGAAACGCAUCUGUUGAAA